Helicoverpa zea (corn earworm) is the source of this 2101-nucleotide messenger RNA. RefSeq names its product multiple inositol polyphosphate phosphatase 1-like. The record is from RefSeq and is a predicted model, not a curated record. NCBI's taxonomy places the organism in Eukaryota, Metazoa, Arthropoda, Insecta, Lepidoptera, Noctuidae. Bases 104 to 1441 code for a protein of 445 amino acids. The transcript has 9 exons. Gene Ontology annotation, molecular function: inositol phosphate phosphatase activity; acid phosphatase activity.
CAAUUCUCAUUUUUAUUUAUUUUAAAAAAAUCCGAGUCAAUAAAAAACAUUACACAAAAUUGAAAGUUCUAUAAACCAAGAUUACAAAAUUUAAAAAUAAAUUAUGAAUGUAUUUAUCACAGCUUUUCUUUUAGCCUUAACAUACAAUACGAUCGAAGUAGGAUCUGUAAUUGAAGAAGGUUCAAAAACAAGUUAUAUUAGAAAUCAUCUGGGUUCACGCACGCCUUACAGAUUUAGGUCUAACAAGAAUGAUUCAAGAAUAAAGUAUCCAAAUUGUAAAGAUACAAAAAUAUGGAUGGUGAUUCGUCACGGCACGAGGUUACCAGGUCGCAAAGAUAUAACAGCAGCGUCAGCUCUUGUUGAUUUAAAGUAUGAAGUUCUGAGGCAACAUGAAAGGGGUAAAGGUCAAUUAACAAAUCAACAAUUAAAUGAUUUACAAGACUGGGAUUUUGAUAUCGAUCCGGAAGAAGAGAGUCAUUUAACAUUAGAAGGCAAAGAUGAAAUGAUAUUGAUGGCCGAGAGAAUGCAGAAAAGAUUUCCCAAUGCUAUCAAACAAAAAUAUAAUAAUAAAACAUUUUUGUUCCGCUAUACAGCAACACAAAGGGCACAGCAGAGCGCUCGUCACUUCACAAAUGGUUUGUUUGAACGAAGGGAGGCUAAAGACAUAAUAUUCCAGCCAGCCACAAGAGUUGAUCCAGUAUUACGAUUUUACAAACACUGUGACAGGUGGCAAAAGCAAGUUAAGAAAAAUCCAGAGACUUACAAGGAGGCUAAGUUGUUUACUCAUAGUCAUGAAAUGAACAAGACAUUGGAGUUUGUGUCCAAUAGACUGGGUCUUAAUAGAGUACUGAACUGGGAAACUGUGGAAACAAUGUACAAGUUCUGUGGAUAUGAAACUUCGUGGGACAAACAUCACAUAUCGCCAUGGUGUUAUGCAUUUGAUUCAGAGAGUAUACAGGUGCUUGAAUAUUACCACGACUUGAAAGCGUACUGGGUAGACGGCUAUGGACACGAGUUAUCAUAUCGCCAAGCUUGCAUGGCCAUUAAGAAUAUGUUUGAAAACUUCAGCAAAGAGAAUGGUUUACGUUCAAUAUUCCUGUUCACUCAUUCGGGCACUAUCCUUAAAAUCCUGACUCAUAUGCAGUUGUAUCAGCCGCCGGCGCCGCUUCGAGGAGACGCCAUUGUUAAGGACAGGGAAUGGAACUUAUCCAAAAUAGACUGUUUCGCUGCUAACUUGGCGUUUGUGCUGUUCAAAUGCAAGGAUGGAGACCACGUACUAACCCUACACCAAGAGAAGAUCAUCAAACUCCCGAUGUGCGAACACGAACUAUGUCCACUGAAACAUUUGAAGGAAUACUUCUACGAAACCAUAUACAAUUGUGACUAUAACGAUAUGUGUAAACUUGAUAGAAAUGUUACUGCUAAACAUGAGAGCGAUUAGUUGCUUAUGAAUAACCUAUUUUUAUGUGUAGGCAAGCUUCAUAAAAAAGUGAUACUAAUUAGUCCAUCUUUUAUAUGUAGGUACCUACAUAAAAUACUCACACAUUUUUUUUUCUUAAAUAAGUAAACGUACAGUAACGCCUUAAACGAGAGUAAAAAAAUAAACUUACCGGUUUUUAAGUUUAUUUUAUUAGGUUGUCAAAGUAGAGGUUUUUCUUGUCUAAAAGUUGGAUUAAUGAGCAUCACUUUUUUUUACAAUAUGUCAACAGGCUUCAAAAGCUUCAUAUGAUUAAUGGCUUUAAUACUUAGAAGUUUAUACCAGUUUUUACCAUUUUGGUCAAUUAUUCCAUUUGCCCUGCAUAUAUGUAUAACUCGUAGUUUUAUAUCUGUCAUAGCUCUGCUAUGCUUAAAUCAGUCAGAUCAACUGGUCUUUCUAUGUUUUUUUAGUACCUAGAUACUAUCAACGGGCUGGGCCUGAUUGUUAUUUUAUAGGCAUACUACUAAUCUGUGUAUGUGUGCGUAACCAAUUUUAUUUAUUUAAACUGUAUGACAUUCCAUAAGACAUGCGCGAUGGAGAUUUUUAAGUAUUUACCGACUGAUUCUACCAACAUGAGAUAAAGCAAAUGUCUGAGUUUGUUUAUUAAUAUAGCGGUAAUCCUUA